Messenger RNA from Taeniopygia guttata (zebra finch), 4338 nucleotides. It is a transcript of the gene CAPN11, whose product is annotated as calpain 11. NCBI's taxonomy places the organism in Eukaryota, Metazoa, Chordata, Aves, Passeriformes, Estrildidae. Gene Ontology annotation, cellular component: cytoplasm. The record is from RefSeq and is a predicted model, not a curated record. Gene Ontology annotation, biological process: proteolysis. Gene Ontology annotation, molecular function: calcium ion binding; calcium-dependent cysteine-type endopeptidase activity.
CGGCUGCUUCUUCUGUUUUCUAAGCUUAUCUAGGCAUGCCUACCCCUCCCAUCCCCUUUCUGUCUGCGGGGAUUUUUGCACUAGGUAACGCAUCCGCAGAGACCCAGAAGCUUCCCAAUCGAGGCGAAGUAAACUGAGUAUCGCAGCCUCCUGGGAUGCGCUGCCGACCCCAAAGCCAAGCCCGUAUCCCGUCAAAGGGAUGCGGUAAGAUAAAGGGGAGCCUGUGGGAAACGAGGAUCUUUGUCGUCUGGAGGGCUGGAAAGGGCCUGAGAGCUGCUUGAGCACUGUGGGAUGCCACGGAGGGCUGUGACGCCUCGCCCCGAGCUGAGUAUGCGGCAGGAUACCGUGCGUCAGGGCUGGUUUUGAGGAAGGGAACUCCCCAUUUCCGUUGAUUUGCAAGAGCAGCUGGCAAACCAGAGGUCUGCAAAGAUUUUUGGCUGGACUUCAACAAUGAUGCUGCCCAAGGGUUUUGCGGUAUGCGCUAAAGUGCACAAGGUGUCAGGGACCCUGCAGGAACCAGUGUGUCUUUUCGCUCCCACCUGGGAGGGAUCAGAGGUGCCUCGAGUACUGGAAAGUAUCAUAUUGUAGUUGGGUGUCACCUGUGGUGGAGAACUGCCCUGGGGGCUUGGCUUGUCUCAUCACACCCCUUCCUCCUCCGUGGAGGACCUGCAGUGUCCAUCAGCAUAAGCCUGGGGAGGUGCCAGUAGCUGACCCCAUUGCUUUAAAGACCCAUGUGGUUCCUCUCCCAUUCUGGGGUCUGAAAUGCUUUCCUUUGCUCUGCGCUUGCGUGACCGCCCUCUGCCACUGAGCACAGCCCUCCCGAGUAUUUUGAGCCAGAGAGCUAAGAAUAACUCCUACGGUGCCCGUGUCUGCACAGAGCUCCCCGUGUCCGCAGCCAUGUCCCGUGCUGGGAGUGGAGCAGAAGGUAGGGGUGCUGGUGCCAAGCUAUGAUGCCCUUUGGCGGGAUGGCUGCUCGUGUGGAGAGAGACCGCUUGAGAGCCGAGGGGCUUGGUGAGCACAACAACGCCAUCAAGUACCUCAACCAGGACUAUGAGGCCCUCAAGCAGCAGUGCAUUGAGAGUGGCACCCUCUUCAGGGAUCCCCAAUUCCCAGCUGGCCCGUCUGCCCUUGGAUUCAAGGAGCUGGGGCCACACUCCAGCAAGACACGGGGAGUAGAGUGGAAGCGUCCGUCGGAAUUAGUGGAUGACCCUCAGUUCAUCGUUGGUGGUGCCACCCGGACGGACAUCUGCCAGGGGGCUCUGGGCGACUGCUGGCUGCUGGCUGCCAUUGGCUCCCUCACGCUCAACGAGGAGCUCCUGCACCGCGUGGUGCCCCAUGGACAGAGCUUCCAGGAGGACUAUGCUGGCAUCUUUCACUUCCAGAUCUGGCAGUUUGGUGAGUGGGUGGAUGUGGUGGUGGAUGACCAGCUGCCCACCAAGGAUGGGGAACUUCUGUUUGUCCACUCAGCGGAGUGCACCGAGUUCUGGAGUGCUCUGCUGGAGAAGGCCUAUGCCAAGCUGAACGGCUGCUACGAGUCACUCUCGGGGGGCAGCACCACCGAGGGCUUCGAGGAUUUCACGGGCGGCGUGGCAGAGAUGUACGACCUGAAGCGGCCGCCACGCAACAUGGGCCACAUCAUCCGCAAGGCGCUGGAGAGGGGCUCCCUGCUGGGCUGCUCCAUCGAUAUCACAAGUGCCUUUGAUAUGGAAGCAGUGACUUUCAAGAAGCUGGUGAAGGGCCACGCCUAUUCAGUCACAGCCUUCAGAGAUGUGAACUACCGGGGUCAGCAGGAACAACUCAUCCGCAUCAGGAACCCCUGGGGUCAGGUGGAGUGGACUGGAGCCUGGAGUGAUGGUUCUGCUGAGUGGAACAACAUUGACCCUGACGAGAGGGAAGAGCUGCAGCUGAAGAUGGAGGAUGGAGAGUUCUGGAUGUCUUUCCGUGACUUCAUGAGGGAGUUCUCCAGGCUCGAGAUCUGCAACCUGACCCCCGAUGCCCUCACCAAGGACGAGCUCAGCAGAUGGCACACACAGGUGUUCGAGGGCACGUGGCGCCGGGGGAGCACUGCCGGGGGCUGCAGGAAUCACCCAGCCACAUUCUGGAUCAACCCCCAGUUUAAGAUCAAGUUGCUGGAAGAAGAUGAUGACCCUGGGGAUGAUGAGGUGGCCUGCAGCUUCCUGGUGGCUCUGAUGCAGAAGCAUCGACGGCGCGAGCGGCGGGUGGGAGGUGACAUGCACACCAUUGGCUUUGCUGUCUACGAGGUUCCUGAGGAGGCCCAGGGCAUGCAGAAUGUGCACUUGAAGAAGGACUUCUUCCUGCGAAACCAGUCCCGGGCACGGUCUGAGACCUUCAUCAACCUGCGGGAGGUGAGCAACCAGAUCCGGCUGCCCCCCGGCGAGUACAUCAUUGUGCCCUCCACCUUCGAGCCGCACAAGGAGGCCGACUUCGUCCUGCGCGUUUUCACCGAGAAACAGUCGGACACAGCGGAGCUGGAUGAGGAGAUCUCGGCAGAUCUGGCAGAUGAGGAGGAAAUAACUGAGGAUGACAUAGAGGACAGCUUCAAGAACAUGUUCCAGCAGCUGGCAGGGGAGGACAUGGAAAUCAGCGUCUUUGAGCUUCGGACCAUUCUGAACAGAGUCAUCUCUAGACACAAAGAUCUGAAAACAGAUGGGUUCAGCCUGGACUCCUGCCGCAACAUGGUCAACCUGAUGGAUAAAGAUGGCAGUGCCCGCCUUGGGCUGGUAGAAUUCCAGAUCCUAUGGAACAAGAUCCGGAGCUGGCUGACGAUCUUUCGCCAGUAUGACCUGGAUAAGUCAGGCACCAUGAGCUCCUAUGAGAUGCGCAUGGCUCUGGAGUCAGCCGGUUUCAAGCUGAACAACAAGCUGCAUCAGGUGGUGGUGGCGCGCUAUGCGGACAAUGACAUGGGCGUGGACUUUGACAACUUUGUCUGCUGCCUUCUGAAGCUGGAGACCAUGUUCAGGUUCUUCCGUAGCAUGGACCCUGAAGGUACUGGCACUGCUGUCAUGAACCUUUCUGAGUGGCUGCUGCUGACGAUGUGUGGCUAGGAGUUACAACAGAUCUGCUGAAGCUGGGACACCCCAAUGGGCCAGGCCCACUCCAAGUGCCUCCCCUCGGAUCUAUGGAUACAGGAUACUCUUUCCCCCUUGCUCCAUCCCACGCUGAGCCACCAGCCCUGCCUCCCAGCAAGUCUCACACCAUCUUCUCCAGUGGACCAGGGGUUAAGGCAGGCAGGGGAUUCCCUUCUCCUCUUCUGGGCUGGGCUUCUUUCCACAUCCCCUUGCUCCCUCUCACCCCAGAAUAGGAGGAGGGCGAGCAGCAUGGGGUACCUGUGAAUCCCUGCAUGGUGGCAAGCUGGGGCCAGCUGCAGAGCACGGAGAGGCAGCUGCUGGGGCAUGAGGGGGAGGACACUUGUAUUGCUUUAUCUAGUGCUGACCCAUCCCCUCCAGCACACAUUGCCUAUCUCUGCACCCACACCUGGGAGCAUCAGCACAUACUGCCUUGCUCAGGCAGCAGGUUCCUGAAGAAGCCACAGUGGCCUUCUGGGAGGAGGAAUGGCCACACUCGAUAGCAUGAAGCCUUGCACCGUACUUAUCACCACUAAGCACAACCAAAGUGUGGAGCCUGCUGGCUCUUUUCUGCGUGGCAUUCAACACAUCCCUUCCACUUCCAUGGCCCUGCCUAAGUCCACCACUGGGUCAAGCUCUACAACUCAAGCACUGAAUGUUUUGGGGCUCCUCCAUCAUGUGAACACAUGCAACCCUGUAGUGCAGCACUGAAGCUCCUCUUGCCCACGCAGGCACAGCUACGCCAUCACUGUCACAGCAGCCUGGCCUCCCCUCCCAUCCCUGGGAGCUCCUGGGACAUCUGCUGCCCUUGGUCAUGGCCCACAGCAGGGCUAAGGGGUACAGCACCCAAGAGGCAAUGCCUUCCUCCAGAGAGCAAGGGGUGGUGGUUUAUGGGGGUCUGCGGCACAAAGUUGGGUUUUUUCUCCCAAUCCCUCAUCCUCCCAUACUGUAACACUGUCCUCUUAUCUUGGGCUCCUUUGCCUAGAGCGGAUGAACUCCAGUGCCAACAUAUUUGCACUUCUCUGUGCUACUCCAUUCCCCUCACCUUCUUCUGGGGUAAUGGGGUGGCUCCAGCCUGGCAGUGAGUGAGGGCCCGUCCCCUGCCCUGUCGAGGCAGGCAGGCAGUUUGCUUCCCCAGACCCCUCCCUGCACUGGAGGAUGCACCUGCAGCAAUAACCACUGCUGCCUGCCCAGCAGCUCUGCUUCCUCACCCUGCUCACUGUGCUCUUCAGGAAUAAACAGAUCUGUUAGA